Messenger RNA from Haliotis rubra (blacklip abalone), 2901 nucleotides. RefSeq names its product kinase suppressor of Ras 2-like. NCBI's taxonomy places the organism in Eukaryota, Metazoa, Mollusca, Gastropoda, Lepetellida, Haliotidae. Gene Ontology annotation, biological process: protein phosphorylation. The record is from RefSeq and is a predicted model, not a curated record. Gene Ontology annotation, molecular function: protein kinase activity; ATP binding.
AAAUAUGUUUGAGGAACUACCUGCAUCUUAGUCGUGGUGAAAAUGUCGUGUGAUUUUGAUAUGCAAGAUCCCGUGGAGCAGGCGAUCAACGCAUGCAAGAUGGUUCAGUUUAUGAUUGACUUUACUGCGAAACAGCUCGUGGGACUAAGGACACAAUGUGCUACGACCGAGCAAAUUACCCAGAAGGAAAUAAGAGAUACGGAGAGCAAGCUAGUGAAGCUAUUCAGUGACCAGCUUGUCGCUAAGGCACGCCUGGCAACUGACGUGGUGCCUGAACAACUCGGGGAGUAUCCCAAGACUGACCAAUGGCUGAAAGUGGUGGGCGUGGCAAAGGAUGCAGUAGAGGGCAUCAGGGAAAGGGGGAUAACUCUGGACAGCCUGCUGGAGAUGUCGGAGGCUGAUGUGGCAUCUCUCUUAGCGCGCUAUCAGGCAGAUAGUGAUGAGACUCGCCGACUCAACCUUGCUCUCAAGAAUCUCAAGAACUGCACAGAGAUGCAGUUACAAGGGCAGGAGGAUACAUACGGAGACUGGCAUUUUACCGAUUUGCUUGGCUUGACAUCCAGCAAGUCAGCAUCCAACAGUCCAUGUAACGGGAACUCCCCCAAGUUCCACCAGAGACCCUCAACAACCUCCCUCCCAUCAGAGGGGCUUGUUGGGUCCACCCAAACUGAAAUUCCCACCCCUCCCCAGAGCACUCCUUCUUCCCCUCUCCCCACCAUGCACAUAAAGGAGAAGUACACUCCCCCUCCGACUCCACCCCCUGGUGGCAGAAUGGGGGGCCGGGGCAUGGCCAAGGUUAGAGGUACCCCACCACCUGCUCGCAGUUUGAAGUUGUUUCCAGAUAUUGUGACCAUCACGAAGAGCAAGUCUCACGAGUCCCAGCUUGCCAACAGAGUCAUUGAGAUAGAUCCUAUAAAAUCCAACAAGAAGAAGCCACAGAACUCCCUUGGAGGGAGCCACGAGGCGCUGUACCGACGCCGUCUAUCAACAGAAGGGGGAUCAGAUUCAGGUGCCACCAGCCGCGGGCAGUCAGGACACACGUCACCCGUUGUGUCCUCUCCUAUCCGUUCUCCUCCAUACAAGCAUGAACAGAUACUGCCUGAUGAUUAUGCUAAUAAAUAUUCCAACACUCUGACAGUGCCCAAGUCUCCCAAGACCCCUCUCAACCUGGGGCCCAAGAUGAAGCACCAGAUCAACCAUAGGUUUACUAACACCUUUAAGAUCACGACCUGUGACGUAUGUCAUAAGCAGAUGUUUCUGGGCUAUAAGUGUAAAGACUGCAAGAAAAAAUUCCAUCGUGACUGUGCUAGUAAAGCCCGGCCGACAUGUGGUCUGACUGACGACUAUGUGGAUGCAAUCAUAGGAUUAACAGGCACUGAACCUUUGCCGGACUCCAGCUCCAACACAUCAUCCUGCAACUCUUCAACUCCUUCAUCCCCUGCUCUCAUCUCAUCCGGCACUGUCACUUCACCAUCCCCAGCACCAUCCCCCAACAUCUCAAUACAGUUCCAGUUCCCAGAGGUGCCUGAUAGUAUCACUGCCAGUCUCCCAAUGGACUACACCAUGAGCACUGACCACAGGGCAUAUGAUGACAUCGUCAACACAAAUACUUCCAACGAUAGUGAUAAGACUCUUGUAGAUAGUACCGGUAACCCCAUUGAUAGGACCCUGCUAGACCGAGUAGACUCUAUGGACAGUCAGGAUGAUCUAGGACAUGCGUGGAACAGGCAGAACAGUUUGUCUGUGGCCAUGAAGGAGUGGGACAUCCCAUAUGAAGAGCUCCAGUUCACAGAGUCCAUAGGCAGGGGACGACUAGGCACAGUGUUCAAGGGUCAGUGGCACGGAGACGUGGCCAUCAAAUUAUUAGACAUGGGUAACGAGGCGGACAAUCAGGCACAAUUAGCGGCUUUUAAAUUAGAGAUUGCAUUAUUAAGGAAAACACGUCAUGAAAAUUUAGUUUUAUUUAUGGGAGCUUGUAUGAAGCCUCCAAGACUAGCCAUAGUAACUAGUUUUUGUAAGGGAGAGACACUGUACAGUAUUAUCCACACCAAGAAAGAGGUCUAUAAACUGAAUAAAGCGAUGAUCGCUGCUUCUCAAGUAGCUCAGGGCAUGGGGUACCUUCACGCUAAAGGCAUCGUCCACAAAGAUCUGAGAUCAAAAAAUAUUUUCUUGGACAGUGGUAAAGUGGUCAUCACUGACUUCGGACUGUUUAAUGUAACCAAAAUUUGUAGAGGCAACAGGAAGGAGGACUGGCUGAGAGUGCCCCCAGGAUGGCUGUGUUACCUCGCGCCAGAGAUAAUCCGCGAGCUUCAUGCCAGGCAGAACCCUAAUACCGAACUGCCAUUUACUGUGAGGUCAGACAUAUAUGCAUUCGGAACUGUGUGGUAUGAACUGCUGUGUGGGGAGUGGCCGUUCAGAAACCACCCCGCAGAAACCAUCAUCUGGCAGGUGGGGAGGGGAAUGAAGCAGUCGCUCAGCAGCGUCAACGCCCCCAGGGAAGUCAAGGACAUCCUGAUGUCAUGCUGGCAGUUCAAACACCCCGAGCGUCCCGACUUCAGCCAGGUGGCCAAGGCACUGGAUAGAAUACCAAAGAACCGCCUAAUUCGGAGUCCAUCACACCCGAUACAGUUCUCUCGGAGCACAGAGGGAAUUUUCAGUGCUUGAGCCAGUGUGUUGGAUGUUGAAGUGAUCCAGCCAGCAAGGCGAUGGCCAAGACAAUAUCGGGAUGAUCCUACUGUGAUCCAUAACCCAGGGACCUGACUGUUGAUCCAUUAUUUUAUUGUGUGCAGUGAAUCAUAUGAUCAUUUUCAGGCUUGAUCAUGUGAUCAUUGUACAGUGGGUCAUCUGAUCAUUAUACAAUGACUGAUAUGAUCAUUUUCAGGCUUGAUCAUGUGAUCAUUG